AUGACUGAAUUUGGUGUUAAAAUCGAUCGUCUUACAGAACGUCUUCGUCGUGGUACAGCACAAUGUGAUCUUAUCGAACAACGAGCUUGUCUUACAGAAGAACGUUUAUCAACACUUAAUGAAUCUGUUCAAACUCUUGCUCGUCUUAUUGAAGUUAGUCUUUUAAUACUUGUCUCGUCAGAUAAAGAAAAAUUCGCAUGGAUACAAUUAAAUGAUAAUGAAACUAAUCAAUUAACAAAUCCAAUAAUAAAGCAAUUUUUUUAUCGCCUUGAAUCUUCUUUACAUCGAUCGAUUAUUGAUGAUGAAGAAAAACUAUCGUAUAUUAAAGCAUUGUCUCUUGUUCGUAAGCCUUCAAUUGUAUCAUUAAGUUUUUAUUGA
Rotaria sp. Silwood2 is the source of this 378-nucleotide messenger RNA. The record is from the annotation of a GenBank genome assembly. Lineage: Eukaryota; Metazoa; Rotifera; Eurotatoria; Philodinida; Philodinidae.